Messenger RNA from Ailuropoda melanoleuca (giant panda), 1826 nucleotides. It is a transcript of the gene THY1, whose product is annotated as Thy-1 cell surface antigen. Gene Ontology annotation, cellular component: external side of plasma membrane; focal adhesion; membrane raft. The record is from RefSeq and is a predicted model, not a curated record. Gene Ontology annotation, biological process: integrin-mediated signaling pathway; cell adhesion; regulation of cell migration. The coding region runs from base 177 to 662 and encodes 161 amino acids. Gene Ontology annotation, molecular function: integrin binding; GTPase activator activity. The transcript has 4 exons. NCBI's taxonomy places the organism in Eukaryota, Metazoa, Chordata, Mammalia, Carnivora, Ursidae.
CUGCAGCGGAGGACAGGAGCCAGGUGGGAGCGGAAGCCAGGGCGGGACCCGGGGCGCUGGGCGAGGCCCCCAGCGCCCAGGCAAGUCCUCCCAACCCGAGGCUACGAGAAAAGGUUCGGGGGCGCCCUGGCAAGGAGCCUCGCCGUGCUUGGAUCAAGGACUGAGCUCCCAGCACCAUGAACCCCACCAUCGGCUUCGCUCUUUUGCUGACAGUCUUGCAGGUAGCCCGUGGGCAGAAAGUGACCAGCCUGACAGCCUGCCUGGUGGACCAGAGCCUUCGCCUGGACUGCCGCCAUGAGAAUACUACCACCUCGCCCAUCCAGUAUGAGUUCAGCCUGACCCGGGAGAAAAAGAAGCACGUGCUCUAUGGCACUAUGGGGGUGCCUGAGCACUCCUACCGCUCCCGAACCAACUUCACCAGCAAGUACGACAUCAAGGUCCUCUACUUAUCCAGCUUCACCACCAAGGACGAGGGGACGUACACAUGUGAACUCCGGCUCUCUGGCCAGCCUCCCAUCACCUCCAGCAAGAAUGUCUCUGUGCUCAGAGACAAACUGGUCAAGUGUGAGGGCAUAAGCCUGCUGGCCCAGAACACCUCGGGGCUGCUGCUGCUCCUGCUCUCCCUGCCUCUCCUACAGGCCAUGGACUUCAUCUCCCUGUGACUGGUUGGGCAGGAAGCCACGCGGCCCAGUCCAGAGACCCUACUCCUCGGAGUUGGCUGACCCCCUCCCCCCAAUCCCUCACACAUCUUGAGGAGCAAUGGGGACCCCGCCCCUUAUAAGGAAUCCCAGUGCCGCAUGCAUCAUCUGCCUGCCCCUCCGCCCCUCUGCCACCUCACACCCUCUCCGCACACCACUGGCUUUUUUUUUUUUUUUUUUUUUUUGGUACUCUUUGUCCCAAAGUUGCUUCUGUCUGGUUUAUCCUUCCUUUUCUUUGGGAGUUUGUGAAAAGGGAAGCCAGGGUUGGGGACGUGAUAGAGAGUAAGGGCGUGGGAGGGGAGGAUAGAGGGGUCCCAGUCCCAGGGGGACGGAGGAGGGUCAUCCUUGCCCACCAGGACCAGCGGCCUGGGAGAGGCCUGGAAGGGGAGGAGGUACAUCCGGGCCACAUCCCUCAGCAGGCGAGGAUGGUCCCCAAAUACCCCGGAUGUGAGGGCACUGCCAAGCAUUUGUGGCCCAUCACCAGAGGAGAAACUGAACAUCUCCAGAAGCAUUCUCCGCCACAGCAAGAAGCCAUCCUUUGACCACUGCAGAGGUCCCCUGGGGGCCCAGUGAAAAAGCAGACUCUUCCUGGGAGCAGUGCUAACAGAGGGCUGGAGACGGGGUAGAAGAGAGGGUCCAUCGUCCCUCUCUAUCUGAUGAAACUAAAAUUAAGAGCCUACUGUCCCUCACUGCCUCAGCCAGGAGUUGAGACGGUGCCAGAGGACCAGCCUCCUCCCAGCCUGUUCCAAGCUCCUAAGAGCUUCCAGAACUCUGACCUGGAGGCAGUAAGCCGGGCCAGGUGAGUCCCAGAGCAGAGGAGAGUUUGGCCCGAGUGUUUGCGAGGUUCUUCCUCCCCUGCCCCGUCAGUGCCGGCCCCUGGUGGCUGCCGGCUGAGGCUUCCGACAGCCCUCUGCCCCACAGGUCUGGCUUCUUGGGGACCUGGGGGGUCGAGGGGGUCUGAGGCAGCCCGUGGAGUGCCUCAACAGAUGGCUUUUCCCAACACCCAGCUCCCUGCCCCCACCCCCGCAGCUGUGCCCUGUCGUGUGACUGUGUGUAGCGCACCACAGCUUAUGGUAUCUCAUCGAAGAAAAAGAGAACUGCGCAAUAAAACCAAGCCUCUGGAGAACA